CCUGUGGCGCUCAGGGGCUUCGGCUUCGUCACCUUCAUGGACCAGGCCGGCGUCGACAAGGUCCUGGCGCAAUCCAGGCACGAGCUGGACUCCAAGACGAUUGAUCCAAAGGUAGCGUUCCCCCGCCGAGCGCAGCCCAAGAUGGUGACCCGAACGAAGAAGAUAUUUGUGGGUGGUCUGUCAGUGAACACUACUGUGGAGGAUGUGAAACAAUAUUUUGAGCAGUUUGGGAAGGUGCCCGCGGAGCAGCGCGGGAGCAGGCGAGAACACCUGAACGGGCCGGUCCUCUCACCUGUGGCUGGGAACGGGCUCUUUGCCCCCAUUCAGUCCCAUUUGCGGAGCUUUGAGAACGCCCCUGCAGAAGGGAGGGACCAGGGGAGUUUUGCCUUUUCCUCAGGGUUCGGGUUUGUCACAUUUGAAAGUGAAGAUAUUGUGGAAAAAGUGUGUGAAAUCCACUUCCAUGAGAUCAACAACAAAAUGGUGGAAUGUAAAAAAGCGCAGCCCAAGGAGGUGAUGUCCCCAACGGGCUCGGCGAGAGGGCGAUCCCGGGUGAUGCCGUACGGAAUGGACGCCUUCAUGCUCGGCAUCGGCAUGCUGGGCUACCCAGGCUUCCAAGCAGCCACCUACGCGAGUCGAAGUUACACUGGCAUUGCACCCGGCUACACUUAUCAGUUUCCUGAGUUCCGUGUAGAGCGGACCCCUCUCCCGAGUGCCCCCGUCCUCCCUGAGCUCACAGCAAUCCCUCUCACUGCGUAUGGACCAAUGGCGGCGGCAGCGGCCGCGGCGGCCGUGGUGCGAGGGACAGGUUCCACCCCCAGCCGCACCGGUGGAUUUCUGGGCACCACCAGCCCCGGGCCCAUGGCCGAGCUGUACGGAGCUGCCAACCAGGAUUCAGGGGUCAGCAGUUACAUCAGCGCUGCCAGUCCAGCCCCGAGCACCGGCUUUGGCCACAGCCUAGGGGGUCCCUUGAUUGCAACAGCUUUUACCAAUGGGUAUCACUGAAGCUGGGGACCAAGGAGGCAGGAGACUCCCCAGUGCCCGCGCCGAGGACGGCGGCUGGAGGAGCUGGUGAGCCUCGGGGCUGAGCGAGGGUUACCUUUUUCUGGAAUCAAACUGCACACUGCCGGUGGCUGCCAGGCUCCUGCCGCCCUGCCCUGAUCUCUCCCUUUGACCAGACCACACUGGACUGAACCCGAGGAGAUCAUCUCGCUUUCUUACUAACCACCGACGGUUUACGCUUCCCCUCCCCGCCCCCCGGCCCACCGAUUCUUCUUUUAUUUAUUUUACUAGCUGUUAGUUUUAUUUUUUUAUUUUAUUUUUUUAUCUUUUUGGGGGGCUCCUCCUUUUUGUUGUUUGCUCUUUCCUGAGCUAGUAGACAUAUUUUAUGAAUUGGCUUUGUGAUUGUGUUAGGUAGUUUUUAUUGAGGAGUAUUUUUAUUUGACUUUGAAACUGUUUUGAAUAUUUUCAACUCUGUUGUUGUUGUCGUCAGUGUUUUUAAAGCACGGUAUGUAACGAGAAUGCAGUUCUGAAGGGAAGAAAGAGACGCAGAGAGAGCAAAGGCUAAGAGGAACUGAUGUAUUUCUAUUUUUUUUUAAAGAAACUGUUUUUAAUUGUUUCUGUUUUGUAAAUGUGAGGCUUUGAAAAGCGUGAGACUCCAAGAUCUGAAAACGUUGGACAGUGCUAUGGAACAAAACAAAUGUAUAUUUUGCUAAGUGAAAAACACUAUCCUUUACAGCUGAGAGAAUUUCUGUUUUCCUAGGUUUAGUUUUAUGUGGGGUUUUCUUUCUCCUCCUGUAUAAUAUGUAAAUAUCGCGAGGUGACCCUGGCUGCCUCCCGCAGCCUGGCUCCGAGGAGCAGCUCCAGGUCCCGCACUUGGUGCCGCAGUGUGAGCAAUACUCUCCAGCAGAAUCCUGACAGGACUCCGUUCUUUUUUUGUACACCUUUUACUGUAAGAUUUUAAGACCUCUGAUGAGAUGGAAGGGGGGGUGGGGGCAGGGGUGAGAUGCAC
Tinamus guttatus (white-throated tinamou) is the source of this 2008-nucleotide messenger RNA. The record is from RefSeq and is a predicted model, not a curated record. NCBI's taxonomy places the organism in Eukaryota, Metazoa, Chordata, Aves, Tinamiformes, Tinamidae.